This is a messenger RNA of Amphiprion ocellaris (clown anemonefish), 7278 nucleotides long. It is a transcript of the gene numa1, whose product is annotated as nuclear mitotic apparatus protein 1. Bases 157 to 7047 code for a protein of 2296 amino acids. The transcript has 25 exons. Gene Ontology annotation, molecular function: microtubule binding. Gene Ontology annotation, cellular component: spindle pole; spindle microtubule; centrosome. Lineage: Eukaryota; Metazoa; Chordata; Actinopteri; Pomacentridae. Gene Ontology annotation, biological process: establishment of mitotic spindle orientation. The record is from RefSeq and is a predicted model, not a curated record.
UUUUUGUCUCGUUUCACAUGACGGAACUGUUUAUUUCGUAGCAGAAGCUGCAGGUAGUUUGGUAGACGAGCUGCAGCUCUAUUUUCUGAGACAAACAACGGAGAAUACUGCACAGAAAGACAUUGUAUGGUUGAAAAUCUCUUUUUUUGAGCCAAAAUGGCGAUUAACUUCGGCGUUAAGGCUCUUCUCAGCUGGGUCAACGGUAUAAAACUGUCAGACCAGGAGAUCACUACUGGCGAUUUACAGGAUGGGACAAUCCUACUGAAGCUUGUUUACAUAUUGAAAAAGGAGCCCAACCCCUGUCUCAGUGAUUCCAUUGAGGAUCGGUUCAGACUUAUUGCAGGCUUCUUGGAAAGGGAUUGCAGAUUUGAUGCAGCCAAAGGUGCUUCCUUAUCUUGGGACAACCUAAGAGAUGGCCUCAACCCAACAGGCGAAAUUGCGAAGGUGCUUUUGCUGCUUAUAUAUCAUGACAUGAUGAAUGACCGCUGCACUCUAAACACAUUGGAUUGCGAUGUAGAGAGGGAACUAGCAAACCUUACUGGUUCCUUUGUGAUGGAGAGCGAUGGCUGUGUUUAUCUGAGCAGUGGGCUUGAUGCUUACUUGGCAAAGAGAUAUUUGCCCGUCUCCCGGGACAUAUUUCACCAAUCAGCAACCACCUCUACCUCCAGUGUGUCAACUGCCUCCUCAUUUUCAGAUGAGGACUCUCCUGUCUUCCAUCGCACAAAGAAAAUCACAUUUGUGGACAUGGAAACUGUUGCUUCUUCUUCUGUCAGCAAGUCUCCUCUGGAGGAUGUUAUGAACACACCCAAGUUUCAGAUGAGGAAAAUGCAACGACAGAUCAUCAAAGAUAGAGACUACAGAGACAAUUUGGAGAGAGAGUUGUGCAGCAAGAUCACGCUAAUUGCACAGAGAGAGUCUCAUAUUAACCAGCUCCAGUACCGCCUUGAUAAGCUGAAAGAAGAGCAAGGCGCUCAGGAGCAGGUUACCAGAGAGCAACUCAAUGAGCUUGAAACCAAGAACAACACGUUACAAAUGCGUCUUGAUGAGAUACUAAAGCAAAACAGAGAUCUCAAGAGUACCUCUUGUCUUAUGGAGCGCAAAGUGGAUGAGCUUACAGAUGAAAAUGGAGUGCUUUCUUCUCAGAUGAGAGGAGUAUGUUCACAAUUGGCCAUCUUUGAGGAAGAAGUUGGUCGACUGACAAAAAAUGAAGCAUCUGCUCAGGAGGAGUGGAGAAACAAAACAAACCACCUCCAGUCUGAACUCAACCAAGCAACUGCUCAAAAGGAGCUCCUGACUGAACAAAUUCAGAUCCUCCAGUCAAAGAUUUCCUGUUUAGAGGAUGAAAUAAGCAAGGUCUCUAAGGAAGAAGUAGGAGAGAAUAUGGGGCCUAUAAUGGAGAGAGCAACAUUGGAGGCUGAAAUCAAUGGUUUGAAGAAUGAGCUGGAGAGCACAUGCUGCUCCCUGAAAAAGGCUGAGGUGGAGAUUAAUGCUAAAGCUCAACAGUUAGCUGAGUACCAACAAGAAAUUACUCAACAUAAAGAGCUCCUGAAGCAACAAAAGUCCCAAACUCAAGAAAUGAUUCAAGCCAAGGAUGAAGCUUUGGACAAGUUCAAGAAAGAGAUAGCUGAAGAGAGAGCAGUUCUUCAGCAAGAGAUCCAGGAUCUCAAGCUUCAACUUGACCAAGUUGAGAAACAGAAAACGGAGCAGAUGACCAGGCUACAGCAGCAUAUUGCUGCUUGUGAGCAAGAAAUUGGAAAACUAAAGGAAAUUAAGAAAGAGAAGGAAGCUCUUCUACAUCAGACUGACAAAAAGGUGAAGGAUAUUGAGACCAAGUUAUCUGCUGCGACUUCUCUGUUAGAUGUUAAAGAGCAACAAAUUAACACUCUCAAGGAGGAAGUUGAUUUACUUACAGAUGAAACUACAAAACAGAAGAAUGAAAUUCAAGCCAGAGAGGAAGCACUGGCCAAAUUGCUUUUGGAGAAAUCAAAUGAACAAGAAGUUCUUCAUCAUAAGAUCCAGACUUUAACAGCUCAAGUGGAAGACCUUAGCUCAUCGCUCAAACAAGCGGAGCAAGAAAUGCAACUUAAACAAGACCUACUGGCUCAAACCCAUCAAGAGAACGUCCAACAAAGGGAGAUACUUCAACAACAGAUUUUAACCUCUGAAGAGGAGGUACAGAAACUAAAGGCAGGGAUCCAAGAAAAGAAUGAGCAGCUUGUUAUGCUAAAGAAUGCCAGCUCUCAACAGUCUGAAUCUCUGGAGCAAGAAAUUAAAAUGCUAAAAGACCAACUAGAAACGCUGAAUGAAUCGUUCACAAAGACCAAGGAACAAGUUUUGGCUCACCAGGCAAUGCUUACAAAGCAGCAGGAGGAUAGUGCUCUUCAGAGGGAGCUCCUGCAGCAACAACUGUCUGAUUCUGAAGAGGAGGUGAAGAAGAUGAAGGAGGAGAUCCAGUCUAAAGAAGAACAGAUGAACUUGCUGAAAAAUCAAAAUUCAGAGCAGGCAGAACAACUGCAUCAUGAAAUCCAGGAUUUAAAGAAACAGGUUGAGUGUCUUAGUUCCUCAUUGAGGACUGCUGAGGAGAACUUGCAAUCCAAGGAAACUCUGUUUGCAGAGCAGCAACUACAGAGAGCUCAGCAUGUGGAGGACCUCCAGACACAGAUGGCCGCAUCACAAGAUGAGGUGAAGAGUCUAACCACAGAGAUUCAUGCAAAAGAGGAACAGUUGGCUGAGCUAAAGACUGAGACCUCUACACACUCUGAAUCAUUGCAACAACAGAUUCAAGGUCUGAAUAAACAAAUGGAAAGAAUGAGCAGUUCUCUGGAGCUUGCCAAGGACCAGAUUCAAGCCAAAGAAGAUGUGAUGGCCAAGCAGGAACAGGAGAGCACUCUGCAGAUUGAAGAACUGAGAACGCACAGUGCAGUUCUUGAGGAGGAGGUGAAUCGGCUGAAACUGGAGAUCCAAACUAAACAGGGUGAGGCAGAAAUGUUAAAAGCUGAGAGCUGCAAGGAGUCUGAGGUCCUACAGAAAGAGAUUCAAACUCUCAGGGAUCAAGUACGUUGUCUGAGUGAAUCACUGAAGGCUGCCACAGAGCACGUUGAGGCUAAAGAAAACUUGUUGGCUCAGAAAGAAAUUGAAAUUUCUCAAGAAAAGGACUCGUUCCAAAACAUGAAGACCACCUCUGAAGAGGAGAUGAAAAGCCUUAGGGAAAUAAUCCAAGCUAAAGAAGAACAACUGGUCACACUAAAAGAAGAGAGCUCCAUGCACUCUGACAUGCUGCAGCAAGAGAUCAAAAAUCUAAAAACCCAACUAGAUCAUAUGGGUGACUCUCUCACAAAGGCUGAAGAUAAGGUUCAGGCUCAGAUAGAUUUGCUUAACAAACAGGAGGAGGAUAGUGCUCUUCAGAGGGAGCUCCUGCAGCAACAACUGUCUGAUUCUGAAGAGGAGGUGAAGAAGAUGAAGGAGGAGAUCCAGUCUAAAGAAGAACAGAUGAACUUGCUGAAAAAUCAAAAUUCAGAGCAGGCAGAACAACUGCAUCAUGAAAUCCAGGAUUUAAAGAAACAGGUUGAGUGUCUUAGUUCCUCAUUGAGGACUGCUGAGGAGAACUUGCAAUCCAAGGAAACUCUGUUUGCAGAGCAGCAACUACAGAGAGCUCAGCAUGUGGAGGACCUCCAGACACAGAUGGCCGCAUCACAAGAUGAGGUGAAGAGGCUAACUGCAGAGAUUCGUGCAAAAGAGGAACAGUUGGCUGAGCUAAAGACUGAGACCUCUACACACUCUGAAUCAUUGCAACAACAGAUUCAAGGUCUGAAUAAACAAAUAGAAAACAUGAGCAGUUCUCUGAAGCUUGCCAAGGACCAGAUUCAAGCCAAAGAAGAUGUGAUGGCCAAGCAGGAACAGGAGAGCACUCUGCAGAUUGAAGAACUGAGAACGCACAGUGCAGUUCUUGAAGAGGAGGUGAAUCGGCUGAAACUGGAGAUCCAAACUAAACAGGGUGAGGCAGAAAUGUUAAAAGCUGAGAGCUGCAAGGAGUCUGAAGUCCUACAGAAAGAGAUUCAAAGUCUCAGGGAUCAAGUACGUUGUCUGAGUGAAUCACUGAAGGCUGCCACAGAGCACGUUGAGGCUAAAGAAAACUUGUUGGCUCAGAAAGAAAUUGAAAUUUCUCAAGAAAAGGACUCGUUCCAAAACAUGAAGACCACCUCUGAAGAGGAGAUGAAAAGCCUUAGGGAAAUAAUCCAAGCUAAAGAAGAACAACUGGUCACACUAAAAGAAGAGAGCUCCAUGCACUCUGACAUGCUGCAGCAAGAGAUCAAAAAUCUAAAAACCCAACUAGAUCAUAUGGGUGACUCUCUCACAAAGGCUGAAGAUAAGGUUCAGGCUCAGAUAGAUUUGCUUAACAAACAGGAGGAGGAUAGUGCUCUUCAGAGGGAGCUCCUGCAGCAACAACUGUCUGAUUCUGAAGAGGAGGUGAAGAAGAUGAAGGAGGAGAUCCAAGCUAAAGAGGACCAGAUGAUACUGCUGAAGACUGAGAGCUCAGAGCAGUCGGAUUUGCUACAUCAAGAGAUCCAAUGUUUAAAGAAACAGGUGGAGGCUCUUGGCUCCUCACUAAGGAUGGCUGAAGAGCAACUGCAAUCCAAGGAAGAUCUGUUGUCUCAGCAACAAGCUGACUUGGCACAAAAAGCAAAAGAGAAUGCUGAAGUCUAUGAAAAAACUCUGACUGAGAUAAAGGCAGAGAGCUCCAAACAGUCAGAUACUCUCCAACAUGAGAUCCAGAAUCUGAAAGGGGAGGUGGAAAUCAUUUCUCUAAAACUUCUGACUACAGAGCAGAAGUUACUUGAAACUGAGCAGGAGUCUGCUCAGAAGAUAAACCUCCUCGAGCAGCAGCUUGUGUCAGUAAAUGCAGAGCUGAAUCAACACAAAGAGACACUGGCUGCAAACCUCAGGCUAAAGGAGGCUGUGCAAGAGUUGCAGGUUUCCACACUCAGGGAGAAAGAGGCUCUUGUUGAGCAAAAAGAAGCCCUAGUGGACAGGAUACUUCAGGCAACAAACGAUUACGAAGUUCUGGAGAAACGAGUUGAAGCCGUAGUCUUGGAGAAGGAGAGACUUGCUCAAGCCAAGCAGGCCAUUGAGAGAGAGAACAUAGCUUCCCGUAAAUUGGAGUCUGUGCGGCAGCAGGAGGUGGAACUGUUGAAAAUGGAGAAGGAGAAACUUUUGAAAGAGCGAGAAAAAUUUGAAGAAAUCGAGUUGAUCAAGAGAGGCCUGCAGGAACAGCUUGCAGCUAAAUCCGAGGCUGCAGAACACUACAAAGCUCAGAUGGAGAAUGCUGUGAGUCAUUACAAUGGCAAGAAGCAGCUUCUUCAAAAAAGCCAAGAAGAAGUGGAUGAACUCAAACAUUCCUUAGAAGUUAAAGACCGUGAAGUAAAGGCUAUUGUCAUGGAGAAUAAGCUGCUUCAACUCGACCUGGACAAGGCCCAAACCAAUGAGAAGAAACUUUUGAGCCUAGUGGCCAGUUUGGAGGCACAGCUGGCCUGUGCUGACCAAACCCUGCGAGCACAAAAUAAGAUUCAUGGCGGUGCAACAGAGUCGUGUUACUUGGAGAUUCCCAACACACUCUCAGGUGUUUGCACUGGUGCACACGGGAAGAGGACCAUGAGCUCUGACAGCCUGGACCAGAGCUCCCUGGAAGACUCCCUGAACACCACAAGGAAACUUUCAGCACCUGGUGAAUCCAGCACACCUCUUGUUCGCAGCUCAGAACGUUUAGCAGCCAAACGUCGGGGUCUGCAGGCUGAGUCACUGGAAACCUUGUACUUUACACCGAUAAACACCAGACAGAUUAAUAGAACUGGAACAGAUCACAAUAUGGAACUGGAUUCAGCCCGCAAAAAUCCAUCUUCAUCCGUCAAACGACGCAGGACCACACAGGUUAUAAACAUCACCCUGACCAAGAAAACUCCAGGUUGCAGUGAAGGUGAUGAGACUUUCUACAGCUUGCCUCCUGCUCGCUCCCAACCAAACCUCUCCAGUGCCCACUCGGCACGACCCGUGUCUAUGGAGCUGUUUGACACACCUGCCAGGAUGACCACUGCUGCCAACGACCAGCUCAUUGGUCUUCCUGGGUACAGACGGAGCACAAUUCAUUCACAGACCACUGGAACAUUCUGUGUGGGAGCUGAGAACGAGCCUGAUGGUGCACCUGAUGAUUGGCUGAGGAUUGCUGAGCUGCAAGCCAGGAACAAGGCCUGUCUUCCUCAUCUAAAGAGCAGCUACCCUGUGGAGUCUGAGACUGGCCGUAGUGGUGCAUUCAUUUUCACAGAUGAUGAACUCCGUACAGGAGACCCAUCAGAUACAAUCCGUAGAGCGACCAUGAACCCCGGCCAGCUCCACGACUCCCUUGUCUCCCACCGCCAGUCUCUCAUGUCGGGACAGGCAGGUGCUGCAGCCGGGACUCGUUCUCACCGACUGUCCUUGAUGCCAGGCCAGCUGUCAUCAAAAACUGUCAGCUCCUCUCAGAUUAGAAGCCCAAAAGGCACAAAGCGGUCUGCAUUGUCUGUACAUCAAGCUUCACCUGAGAAAAAGACAAAGACCAGCUGCUUCCCUCAUCCACUCACUCCCAAAAAUAAGAAUGUGAUCAGUGGACAUUCAAGCUCUCAUCUUCAACCCAUCCUCAGUCCAGCUGACCGGAGGCAGUCAAUGAUGUUCACUAUUGACAACACCCCCAAAAAGAACAACUACCUAAAGAAAGGCCUGAAUAAACUACGCAGCUCCACCCGGAAAUCUCCAGGCACAAGUUCAAAGAAAUCGCCUGCUCCGCCAAGUGCACGGAAAGGCCAGGAAAACCUGCCUUCAGGAGUUUCUCGUGCUGGAGUGGGACGAGCUGGCAGAGCUGGCAACUUUAAGUCACCCCAAGUGCCAACUAAAGGACUGAGGAAAUCUCCACAAACCUCCAGCCGGUCUGCGAAGUCUCCAGGGCUGACAGCCAGCGCUCGCAAGAAACAUGUGUCUGUAAAGGAGGACAAAGAAGAAACCCUUGCUGGAAGACCAUAAAGAUGAUGAGCAGAAUGAAAGUUUGAGGACUUUUUCGCAGAUCGGAAUUGGGAUCAUCUACAGUUUGACCUGAUCGUACUUUCUUUUGUUGUUGUUUUAUUUCACUAACACAUUGUGAUUUUUACUGUUGUCCGUCAGGACUCUUUUACAAUCUUCCUUUUAAUUGACCUUUUAUUUUUUUCUGUAUUAUAUUUACAUGUUGGUCAAUAAAACAAUUUAAUGGAAAGCCUA